Molecule: messenger RNA, 315 nt
Organism: Plasmodium knowlesi strain H
Lineage: Eukaryota; Apicomplexa; Aconoidasida; Haemosporida; Plasmodiidae
Product: thioredoxin 1, putative
Exons: 2
Coding region: 1-315 (104 amino acids)
Molecular function (GO): protein-disulfide reductase activity
Source: RefSeq, a predicted model, not a curated record
AUGGUGAAAAUUGUUGGAAGUCAAGCGGAUUUUGAAGCAAUCCUUUCUCAGAACGAGUUAGUUAUCGUUGACUUUUUUGCUGAAUGGUGUGGACCCUGCAAAAGAAUAGCACCAUUUUAUGAGGAAUGCUCCAAGAAGUACACCAAGAUGGUGUUUAUAAAAGUCGAUGUGGAUGAAGUGUCCGAAGUAACGGAAAAGGAAAACAUAACUUCCAUGCCAACCUUUAAGGUGUACAAAAAUGGAAGUGUGGUGGACACAUUACUAGGGGCCAACGAUACGGCACUCAAACAGCUCAUUGAGAAGUACGCCGCUUAA